AAGUAUCAAUUCACAUCAAAAAAAAUUUGAGGUUAGGUUUUUGACAAUUUCAAAAAGUAUUAAAAAAACGUGAGUCCGUGCGAUGUGUAAACGUUGUAAACAUGUGUAGCGUUAAAUUAAUACGAUAAUAAACCAUAAAGCACAUUCAUGCAUGUCGCUAGGUAGAUUAGGGUUAAACGUCUUAAAGAAAUUGUCCCAAAAUUCCACGAGAAACACCAUCACCUCGUUUCGGUUAUUUAGCAAAGACACGAUGACGAAGAAAAGAGCAAGUAAAGUUAAUUCGGGCUCUCGAAUUUCAACGGCUUCCGCUAAGUCUGUACAAUUGAAAAAUUAUAUCACAUUGAAUACUCCGAUUAAAAGCGCGAGUGAUAAUAAAUCGUACAGGGUAAUUAGGUUAGAAAAUGGUUUAACAGCUUGUUUAAUUUCUGAUUUAACGGAAGAUGUGGAUUUAAAUAAAAAAGCUGAAAGCGAUUCAGAGUCGGAAUAUGAAACAGAUUCGGAAGGUGACGACGAUGCAGGGCCAAUAUCUGAUUUAGAAGCAAGCGAAAGUGAACAUGAAGGACCAAAAAUGAAGAAAGUUUCUAAUGUUGAGCAAAAAAUGGCUGCAGCGGCUUUAUCAAUAAACGUGGGUAGUUUUAGUGAUCCGUUAGAGGUUCCUGGUUUGGCACACUUUUUAGAACACAUGGUGUUUAUGGGGAGUAAAAAAUAUCCUAGGGAGAACGAAUUUGAUUCCUUCAUCAAGAAAAGAGGUGGUUCUGAUAAUGCUUCAACUGAUUGCGAAUUGACAACAUUUCAUUUUGAAACAAUGGAUAAACAUUUAUUUAAUGGCCUUGAUCGUUUUGCCCAAUUCUUUAUUGAUCCAUUAAUGCAUAAGGAAUCAAUGACACGUGAAAGAGAGGCCAUUGAAUCUGAAUUCCAAAUCGCUCUGCCGUCCGAUAAUUUUCGCAAGGAACAACUUUUAAUGAGUCUUUUUAACCCGGAAGUACCAAUUUGUACUUUUUCUUGGGGAAAUUUAAAAACACUGAAAGACAAUAUUAACGAUGAUGAUCUUUAUCUGAGAUUACACGAGUUCCGGAAACGACAUUAUUCCGCUCAUCGGAUGACUUUAGCCAUACAAGGCCGAUUUUCGUUGGAUACUUUACAAUCGUUUGUCUUAAAUUGCUUUUCAAAUGUACAAACGAAUAAUGAACCCCCCAUUGAUUUUACGGUGUAUCAGAAUAAGAUAUUUAAUACACCAAAUUUUAAGCAAAUUUAUUAUGUUGAACCUGUUAAAGAUAUUACUCAGCUUGAUAUUGUGUGGGUUUUACCACCUCAAUUCCAUUUGUAUAAAUGUAAACCACAACAAUACUUGUCUUGGUUGUUGGGACAUGAAGGAAAAGGAAGUUUAUUAUCAUAUCUAAAGAAAAAGUUAUGGGGUUUAGCAGUUUAUUGUGGCAAUGAUGAUUCCGGUUCAAACAGUAAUUCAAUUUACUAUUUAUUCACAAUGAACAUUGUGUUAACUAAAGAAGGUUUAAAUGCUAUAGAUAAAGUCAUAGAAGCGAUUUAUUCCUACAUAAAAAUGUUAGUUGUGUUAGGUCCACAAAAACGAAUCUAUGAUGAAAUAAAAUUAGUUGAAGAGGUGUCAUUUAAAUUUAGAGAAGAAGAAGUUCCUGCUGAUUACGUCGAAUCGUUGGUGGAAAAUAUGCAUUAUUAUCCUCCUGAGCAUUAUAUUGCGGGUCCCGAACUUUAUUUUGAAUAUGACCCCAAAGCGAUUCAAGACACAUUAACUUAUUUAAAUGUUAAUAAUAUGAAUGUGAUGGUUUCAACGCCCGUUUUACCUGUAGGAAUAGAUUAUGAUCAUUUGGAGCCAUGGUUUGAAACAAACUACGCAAUUCAAAAUAUUCCUGAUGAGUGGAAAUCAAGAUGGGCGAAUGUAGAAGUUUUUAAAGAGAUGCAUUUACCAGAUCUAAAUCAAUUUUUAACCAAUGAUUUCUCACUUUUACCAACACUGGAACCAAAAAUGGCGUUUCCACAGAAGAUUAUUGAUGAUGUGGGAAUGGAAAUUUGGUAUAAAAAGGAUGAUAAAUUCAAUUUUCCUGUUGCUAGAUAUUGUUAUACUUUGUUGAAUCCUAUUAUAGUUGAAAGUCCAUUAGGAGCUAGUUUAACAGAUAUUUUUGUAACAUUACUUGGAAUUCAAUUAGCUGAAGAAGUUUAUCCCGCAAUAUCGGCAGAAUUAGAUUAUUCAAUAACAGUUGGAGAUACAGGGAUAAUGCUUCGAUUUUAUGGUUAUAACGAAAAAUUACCUACUUUAGGUGUAUUGAUUGCAAAAUAUUUAAAAAACGUCCAUGAAAACUUAACCCCGGAAUUAGUGGCCGCGGUAAAAGAAAAACAACUAAAAUAUUACCACAACAGAUUCCUAAAACCAAACAACCUCGCUAAAGAUUUACGUUUAAGUGUUUUGUGUAAUGGACAUUGGACUUCGAUUGAGAAACACACUGCUUUACUUGAUGCUACCUUUGAAAUGGUACAAUCUUUUUCAAAGGAUUUAGUUUGUUGCUUACACAUUCAAGGUUUAAUUCAAGGAAAUGUUAGCGAAAAGGUCGCUAGAGAUACAACUAUGGAUAUUGUUAACGUUUUACAAUUUAAAAUGUUGCCAAUAAAUAAUAUUCGUAAAAUGAUUGUAAAUAAAAUCCCAAUCUCAUCAGAACAUGCAAUUCGUACAAUGUCGUUUAAUCAAAACGAUUCAAAUUCAAUAAUAACGAAUUAUUAUCAAUGCGAUUCUUCGGAAUUAAAAGAUUUUGUUUUAAUCGAAUUGAUUUUGAUGAUGGCGGAAGAACGUGCUUUCGAUAAAUUACGCACGAAGGAACAAUUAGGUUAUAAUGUUUACACAACCGUUCGAGAUACAUUUGGUAUCUUAGGAUUUUCAAUAACUGUUAAUGCUCAAGCAACUAAAAAUACCACCGAUUACAUCGAUAAACGUAUCGAAGCUUUUAUGGAUUAUAUGAAUAAAUCAAUAAAAAAAAUGCCCGAUAACAAAAUGAAUCAAGUUAAGCGAGAUUUAAUUAAAUUAAAACGAAUGGCGGAUACUGAAUUGGAAGAGGAGGCUGAAAGAAAUUGGAGUGAGAUUUGGUCGAGGGAGUAUUUGUUUGAUCGAGAAGAACGUGAGGCAAAAAUUAUUGAGGAAUUAAAAAAUUCGGAGAUUCGUAAAUUUUUUGAGGAUCAUACCACGGUUGGGAGUAAAAGGUUUUUGAGGAAACUUAGUGUUCAAGUUGUUGGACAUAAAGAGAAAGAUGAUAGGGGAAGAUCGAAACGUUCAACUUCUCCAGGUGAUCCCACUCCGGGUGAAGAGAAAAAAUUUUCUAUUAAUUUAUUGGGACCGAUUGGUAAUGAAGAAACGCCUGAGGAGUAUUUUAUUAGGGAUGUUUUAGAGUAUCGACAAAGGUGUGAACCUCUUGUAGGAAAAUAUUAACAACCCAAAUAAAUUUUUAAGUUUAUAAUUUA
This is a messenger RNA of Onthophagus taurus, 3480 nucleotides long. Its product is annotated as nardilysin. Gene Ontology annotation, biological process: proteolysis. Gene Ontology annotation, molecular function: metal ion binding; metalloendopeptidase activity. The record is from RefSeq and is a predicted model, not a curated record. Lineage: Eukaryota; Metazoa; Arthropoda; Insecta; Coleoptera; Scarabaeidae.